Messenger RNA from Danaus chrysippus (African queen), 846 nucleotides. NCBI's taxonomy places the organism in Eukaryota, Metazoa, Arthropoda, Insecta, Lepidoptera, Nymphalidae. The record is from the annotation of a GenBank genome assembly.
AUGCGCAACCGGUUGUGUUGGGAUGCGCUGCGGUCGGGGAGCGAAGGCCGCGGACGAGCUCUGCCGAGUCGAGGACCGGAGCCUCGAUGGCCGCUAAUGAUGUCGCCGCCUGAACCGCUCCUAAUUGGUCGAAACGGCGACCCUACAUCAUCAGGAAAAAACGACCUCGUCAGAACUAAAGCCGUGAAUGGGAUACAUCAUUAUAUAGUAUACGUUGGCCAUCGAUGCGGCUUAACUAAUGAAGAUUUAAAUCGACGCUGGUGCAAGCCGAGCCCCGUUUUGCAUCCUUCUAUUUACCAUACCAAGGGGUUAAUAGAAUAUUUGGUGCGUGUUUGGAAGAAGCCUCCUGUAGUUUAUUGCGACUACCACGGUCACUCUCGCAAGAAGAACGUGUUCUUUUACGGAUGCGCCGGCGCGGAGAGCUGGUGCAGCAACGACCGGCUUGUCCCGGACGAGCCUGUUAAAUAUCUUAUGCUUCCAGCGUUAAUGCACCGGCUAUCACCAGCGUUCGCUCUUGGUUCGUGUUCCUUUCGUGUAGAGCGUGAGCGUGAGAGCACAGCGCGCGUCACCGUGUGGCGCCAUCUAGGAGUCACACGCUCCUACACUAUGGAAGCAUCAUUUUGUGGAUUUGAUAGGGGACCUUUUAAAGGAUUUCAUCUCAACACCCAGCAUCUGCAGAGCGUGGGCAGUGACUUUUGCGAAGCCCUCAACGGUCUCGGAGAUACAACCAACAAUGUUGACAUACAACUCACUAAAGAUCUCAAUGGCGAAGUUGCAAUAGACAGUGAAGCUGGCUCGGCGUCCGAUAGCGUGUUGAAAACAGAUUCGGAUGAAGAUUUUGAUUAG